This is a messenger RNA of Helianthus annuus (common sunflower), 636 nucleotides long. Its product is annotated as pectinesterase-like. The transcript is spliced from 2 exons. Lineage: Eukaryota; Viridiplantae; Streptophyta; Magnoliopsida; Asterales; Asteraceae. Gene Ontology annotation, biological process: cell wall modification. Gene Ontology annotation, molecular function: pectinesterase activity; pectinesterase inhibitor activity. The record is from RefSeq and is a predicted model, not a curated record. Bases 1 to 636 code for a protein of 211 amino acids.
AUGUGCUACAUGAAGAAGAAGUUCACUCUAAUCCGAAUCAGCUACGUCCUAUUAGCAGUGACACUGAUCGGUGCGGUUUUAGGUGUGAAAACAUACACAUGUUCUAACGAGACCAAACAUGAUGGUUCUUUUAACACAACCAACAAGGCAAUGAGUCCAUCGUGUCGAAAGAGUCUUGAGUAUGCAAACAAUACGAAUGCCACUAAAGAGUUCAUGAUGUGGUGGGCUAGAGCGGUGAGCGGAGAUGGCUUCAUGGCGAUGGGCAUAGGGUUCGAAAACAUGGCGGGACCCCUAAAGUAUCAAGCAGUUGCCCUUCGUGUCUCCGGUGAUAUGGCCAUCUUUUACAACUGUGCAAUGAACGGAUACCAAGACACCCUAUAUGCCCACUCUAACAGCCAGUUUUACCCCCAAUGCACCAUCACAGGAACCAUCGAUUUCAUAUUCGGCAAUGCAUCAGCCGUCUUCCAAGACUGCAAGAUGAUUGUCAGGAAACCACUUGACAACCAAGUGUGCACCAUGACAGCCCAGGGGCGAACCAACCGCACAUCAAAAGGUGCAUUGGUCCUCCAGGGCUGCACCAUCACAACUGUACUAAAACAAGGAGCAGCCACAACCAUAGCCCCAAAUUCACCAUAA